This is a messenger RNA of Schistosoma rodhaini, 2968 nucleotides long. The record is from the annotation of a GenBank genome assembly. Lineage: Eukaryota; Metazoa; Platyhelminthes; Trematoda; Strigeidida; Schistosomatidae.
GAAUAGUAUAUAUGAAUUUAAAAGCGUUAAGUUGCAAUAAUCUUUCUUGUAGUUAAUAAUCUUUAUCUAUCGACAAAACUCAAUCGAUAUAAUGAAACAAAUCAAGUUCCGUUUCUAUGUGAUCAAUAAGAAAACCGAAGGUACAGUUCAUCUGAAUGUUGAUGAACAACCAUUUGUAUCAUAUGACGUUCAAAUAAAACUAGUAGAAAUCUUCGUUCAUAAAUUGUCAUUUCACGUCUCACGAUAGAUAGACUUCUAUUAAAAUAAUAAAAUUCUAAAUGUGUAAAAAUGGAAAUUCUGACUUCCGAUCAAAACAGGUAAUGACAGAUAAUUUUCAACUAAUCAGAAUACAACAAUCCACUAUUGACAGCUAAUUGACGAAUUUUAUAAAAGUAACGCAAAAUAUGUUCCUAAUUACCUGAGCAGAUAUUUUGAAGUACAAAUUAACGAAUCAAUUAUUUAUUGUUAUGCCUCUAAAUUUUCAUCAACAAGCAUCAAGACUCACAAUAGCCAUGGUGAUAACGUCAGUCUAAGAUUGACAUAAAAAAUGAUAAAAAAUUCCAUAUCCAAUCCAAACUUAAUUCUUUCCAUAGAAUUCAACUAAUCAAAUCUCAUAUGGAAAUGUUUUGUCACCAAUUAAAUAAUUUUUUUGAGUGAUUAAAAUGUUUGGUCAUGUACAGGUUGUUGACAUAUUUCAGUUACACUUAAACCAAUCACUAUUUCUCUAAUAUUAUUAUGUUUAUAGCUUGAAAAUUAUACUUUCAGAUAGAAAUAGUUACAUAUGUGAAGAACAAAUUAAGAGAUAUUAGUCUCAUAUUCAAUUAUUUGCAUACCAUAGUAACUUGGAAAUGAAUUUCAUAAGAAACAAUACCAAUUAUUCUUAUGUAUUGCAAGAACAUACAACCAUUUCAACUUGCGUUUUCAUUUCAAAUGAUACAAGUUGGAUAAUUACAAAUAAUAUUUUAACAAGUUGUUUAACAUUAGCUACAGUCAUUAUAUUUUUAGGUAAUCUUUUUAUUAUAUUAUGGAUAGCAACUAGAAAUAGACUUAAAAGAACAUGUGAUCGAUAUAUAGCUUCUUUAGCAUUAGCUGAUUUUCUUGUAUCGGUUUUCGUUUUACCAUUUGCAAUUAUACGUCAAAAUCUUGGUUAUUGGCCAUUUGAAUCAACAUUGUUAUGUCAAUUUCAUAUAUCCUCUGGUAUAUUCUUGUGUAUGUCUUCUAUACUGAAUUUAUGUUGUAUAUCAAUAGACCGAUAUAUUGCAAUUAGUUAUCCAUUCCAAUAUAUUACAAAACAAUCUCGCCCAUUAUCAAUUAUAAUGAUACUUAUAGCAUGGAUUAUACCAAGCUUUUCUAUAUUACCACCUAUACUUGGAAUGAGUAAACAUGUAACUGGAGUAGGUUGUUGUUAUAUAAGUUAUAGUAAAGAGUAUAGAAUCUAUUCAUCAGUAUUAGCAUACUUUCUUCCUAUAAUUUUGAUUGCAUAUGUGCAUUUAAGAAUAUUUUAUAUCAUUAGAAGACGUUCAAAAGUAUUCAAUCCAUUCAAUAUUGAUUCAAGGAAACAAGAAAGGUGGACUAAUUACUCUAGUUUGAUACCAUUACUCAAUUGUGUAAAAGUAUCACAUCAAUUAAAAGUCACUGAUCAUUUUUCAAAACGGUUUAUACAAAGAAAUAAAAAACUUGAGAAUGAUAUAUCAUUACCUCAUUUCAAUGAUAUUCACAAUAACAAUAUCGAUGUUACAGAUACGUUCUCUUAUACAUACCAGUAUACAAAUGAUUGUGUUUAUAGUAAGGAUAUUUAUCAUAGAAAUAAAAUAAAUUUUCAUUUUGAUACAUCUAAUGAAUUAGAAAUUAAUAAACCAGAACCUGUUGAUGAGAACUUGAAAACUUUGUAUACAUUUCAUAUACCUAUAAGAGAACAUGAUGCAAUUGAUGAAUCUUAUUUAGACGAAAGUUUAUUGAAUAAACAUAAUUCGUCAAGUAAUGGAUGUUUCAAUGGAAUGAUUUCAAAAUAUCAAUAUUUAUAUAAACAUAGAAAUAGAUCAUCAUUACAUAAUAAAUCUGUUUGUGAAAGAAAACCUGAGAGGACUGUAAAAACACAACGUCAAUUGUGUGAAAAAGUUAUAUUUAAUAAAGAACAGAAAGCUGUUCGAACUGUUACUAUAGUUAUAGGAUGUUUUAUUGUAUGUUGGACACCGUUUUUUAUUUUUUACUUAAGUGAAGCAUUAUGUGAUUGUACAUUCUCAGAGGAAUUAUAUACCAUAGUUACUUGGUUAGGUUAUUUUAAUAGUAUUUUUAACCCAUUUAUUUAUGGAUUUUACAAUAAAGAAUGUGUUAAUGCAUUUAAGCAUAUUGUACUUUUGAAAGGAUGUAGAUAGUCUUCAUGUACAUACGUAUUUUGUUCAAUAUAUUAUCAAAGCAGAAACAUUUCACUUUGAAAUGGAUCAAAACAGAAGUAAACUUGAAUGAAUAUUCACUAAGAAGUAAUCACUAUGAUGUUCUCUUAUUGUUUGUGAGUGAUUUACAUCUAUCAUGUUGGAAUGUGGGGACUAGUUUAAAUGAUUCAACUUUAUGUACAUCAUCAUCAGAUGUUGGUUCAGUGUUUUUAGUCUACUGCUUUCAACCUCCUAACAACAGAAGCAGAUUAUUUAUACCAAUCAAUUUUAUUUGUCAAUCAUAGAACUUGUGUGGUUUGAGUUACUUGUAUCCACACAAGCAGUGUAUAACGAUGCUCGGGCAUUGAAUGUAUUUCAUUAGUAGAUGAAUGUGGAAAAAAUGGGACGAAACGCGACUGGUAUGAAAAUGCAUGAACAAUAAUAAUCGGUGAUGAUGAACUGAUAUUUGCAGAAGGAACGGUCAAGAUUAAGAUGAUUGAUUAAUAGUUUGCAAAUUGACUAUAUACUAUAUGGUUCUCAUAUUUCACUGAGAUAUUCUGUAAUUUUGUGCUCAAAUACAUUCGACUGUCCCCGUU